Messenger RNA from Cooperia oncophora, 729 nucleotides. Lineage: Eukaryota; Metazoa; Nematoda; Chromadorea; Rhabditida; Trichostrongylidae. The record is from the annotation of a GenBank genome assembly.
AUGGAUGAGGAUGGGAAUUUUGCAAGAGAUGAUUACCGAUGGAAGCGACGAUGUAUGUCACCGGUACUGUUCGUCAGGGAAAUGCUCGAGUCAGUGGAACCUGCUGUGAAUGCAGUCUGUUCUAAACAAUCGGGAUUUGUGCCAGAGUUGCUGAGCAUCAUUGCAGAUGGUACUGUACCUGAACCGGUUCGCCAAUCGGCUGCUAUUUUCUUCAAAAUGUCCAUCAGUCGCUAUUGGGAGGUCCUUGGUGACGAUAGCGAUUCUGAAGAAGACGUGGCUGAACAGAGAUGCUUGUCGGACGAUGACAAAAACUUUGUCAAGGCUAACAUUCUCAAUACUAUUUGUGAAGCCACCGAAGCGUCGAGAAUUCAACUAGCCAUAGCGAUACAGAACAUCCUUCGUAUGGAUUAUCCGGAUAAGUGGCCGGGUUUCAUGGACCAUCUUUCGACGAAGAUCUCGAAUCCUGCUAAUGCAUCAGUAUUAUCUGCGGGUCUAAUUGUUCUAUACACUGUCGCCAAAGUUUACGAGUUCAAACGAAGCAAGGAGAAGGAAGCAAUCGCUGGACCUAUUUCUAAAAUCGAGCCUCUUGUCUUCUACCAUUGUAAUCAAAUGCUCAAUAAUCAGUCUGCUGAAGCUGUAAUUAUUAAAAAACAAGGAUUGAAAAUCAUCUACGUAUUGACUCAGGUUGGCUGCAUGUGCUAUUAUUUGUCACGUAUGAGGUCAAUAUUU